This is a messenger RNA of Anarrhichthys ocellatus (wolf-eel), 3638 nucleotides long. RefSeq names its product multidrug and toxin extrusion protein 1-like. Gene Ontology annotation, biological process: xenobiotic detoxification by transmembrane export across the plasma membrane. The transcript has 17 exons. Gene Ontology annotation, cellular component: membrane. Lineage: Eukaryota; Metazoa; Chordata; Actinopteri; Perciformes; Anarhichadidae. Gene Ontology annotation, molecular function: xenobiotic transmembrane transporter activity; antiporter activity. The record is from RefSeq and is a predicted model, not a curated record. Bases 1479 to 3230 code for a protein of 583 amino acids.
CCGAUGGGAGGUUCUCACAGCCACAACCAGUGAGAGGAACACCUCACUGAGGUGUUACUAUGGGAGGAAGAAUACAACAUGAUGAGGCUACAGAAUACAAGCUUGUGUGCUGUUUUCCAACGACAGACUCAGUGAUUUACCUCAGUGAGGGGAAAAUAAAUCUGUGAGUCAGCAACAUAACUUCAGUUCUCUCUGUAUCUCUGCUGUCACGAAAUGGUUUGACAGCCAACAGCGAAACAGUUUUCAUCAGAAGUCAGUUUUUUUCGAGCAGACAAUGUGCAGUUUCUACUGGUGAUGGGAAUUUUAAAUAUCGCCUUUGGCUUUUAGUGGUCAUUUAGAUCAAAUCUAAAACCAGGAAUAUACACAUUACACAUGAUGAUGUUGAGCCUGUAAUGCCAUAACCGUUCAUAAUGAAUUUAAAAAGAAAAUCAAAGCUAUUACAUUUAAGGUAGGCUUGCAUGAUUGCAUUAACAUAUUGUUUCCAAUUACAUGCAGUUGAAUAUGUGAUUAAAUUAUAAUGGCAGACACCUAUGGAAGACCAUUUGUGUAUGGUGCUCAUCAUGAUCGUCACGUAUUAAAGGUACAGGAAACUCAAAAGUGUGAAUAUGUUACCAAAAAGGAGUUAUUUUCUGCAAAACCUGAUAUUAUUUUGGCCAAUUGGGGAUAGAGAAGACAAGCUGUGAGCUGUGAACACAACAUUGACACACCACCUUUUAAGUUGAUAUGGCAAACGUUUGAUCAUAUACGUACCCCACAGUUAGGGUGCGAUUACAUCAUUCAUGCGGGGUCAUGUUUCUGACCACCUCGGUUUUAUGGCUAAAACUGGAAGAAUCUGGUGGUGGGGGUCUAAAUUGCUAAAUGCUCCUCGAUGUUCACCAGCUAGUCACUAACUGUGUCUGUCUAUUGUUUGGUGCUAAGCAGGUGGCGUUUGUUCUCUGUUCAUACGAUACAUUGUUAGUGUGAAAUAUCAGUUAUAGCCCCUUAAAAGCUGCACUAAUCAAUAUUUUCACCUGACUAUAGACAUACCAUAUAACCAGUGAAAGUAGCAUUUCAACCCCUCAUUACAGUUAGCUGUGCUUAAGUCAUCUAUACUUUUCCUGCUUUAUUCUUCAGUAAGAUUGUUGGCGUCAUAACUUCCACCUCCCCUCAAUGCCCGGGGUUGAACAGGUUGAAAGCCCUGUUACUCAUACAGUGUGUUUAAUUAUAGGCAUGCGUAAUCACACUUUGACCCAAAACAUUUUAUUCUUUUUGAACUUUGGUGAAACUGUGAAGAUCUGUGACGCACCGGAGCAACUGAAAGAAAAAAAAAAAAAACAAUUCAUUUUGGCACCAGUUUAAGGGGAGUGCACAGCUUGUUUGUGGGCCGGGGCUGGAGUGAUCUGACUUGUAGCAAUACCCCAGCAUUUAGUAUUUUCCCUCUCUCACAGACAGAGAUUAAGGUGGGCGGACAUUACCUUGGUUAUUGAUUAUUACGCAGUAUGGAAGAUUUAGCUUCAAAAGACGCAUGUAGAGGAGUAAAUGGACAGUCCACAACAGACGAAUCGCCUUCUGCUGCUGCUCACAGUGUUGAGUCACACUGCGGAUCCUGCAUGAAAAGGGUUAAGCUCUGGGUACCUGAGGACUACAAGAAUGAAUCAGUUCAGCUUUUGAAACUAGCGGGACCCGUGUUCAUUUCACAGAUGAUGGCCUUCAUGAUCGGCUUCGUCAGCAUGGUGUUCUGCGGUCACCUGGGGAAAACAGAGCUGGCGGGGGUGGCGUUAGCGAUUGCGGUAAUAAAUGUCACAGGUAUUUCCAUUGGCAGUGGUUUGGCAUCAACAUGUGAUACUCUCAUAUCUCAGACUUAUGGGAGUGGUAACCGAAAGCGUGUCGGAGUGAUACUCCAAAGGGGAGUUUUGAUUCUGCUCUUAGCCUGUUUCCCCUGCUGGGCCGUCCUCGUUAACACUCAGCCCAUUCUGCUGGCUGUCAGACAGAGCCCAGAGGUCGCCAGACUCUCCCAGCUGUAUGUGAAAAUCUUUAUGCCGGCUCUGCCAGCUGCCUUCAUGUACCAGCUGCUGGGGAGGUAUCUUCAGAAUCAGGGCAUCAUGUGGCCCCAGGUGAUAUCUGGAGCCACGGGGAACGUUUUAAAUGUAAUAAUCAACUACAUUUUCCUCAACCAUCUGGAUCUGGGGGUUGCUGGAUCUGCAGCUGCAAAUGCCAUCUCACAGUAUACCUUGGCCGUGUUCUUGUUUGUGUACAUCUGCUCCAGGGGACUGCACACAGCUACUUGGGACGGCUGGUCAAGAGAGUGCCUGCAGGAGUGGGGUCCUUUCCUCUGCCUGGCCAUCCCCAGCAUGCUGAUGCUUUGUCUGGAGUGGUGGCUGUAUGAGAUUGCAGGGUUCCUGGCAGGCAUCAUCAGCGAGGUUGAGCUGGGAGCUCAGUCUAUAGUUUAUGAACUGGCUACUAUUGUUUACAUGUUUCCAGUGGGUUUCUCCGUGGCUGCCAGUGUUCGCGUUGGGAAUGCUCUUGGUGCUGGGAACACAGAGCAAGCCAAGCUGUCCAGCAAGGUCUCCGUCAUCUGUGCAUUUAUUGUGUCAUGUUUCAUCGGAGCGUGUCUUAGUCUGUCUAAGGAUGUGGUUGGUUACAUUUUCACUACAGAGAUAGACAUUAUUCAGAGGGUGGCGGUUAUCAUGAAGAUUUACGGUUUCAUCCAUGUUGCUGAGGCCUUUGCGAGUGUGACUGGAGGUAUUGUCAGGGGGGCAGGGAAACAAAUGGUUGGUGCUGUGUGCAGCUUGGUGGGUUACUAUUUCAUUGGGUUCCCCAUUGGUGUGUCUCUGAUGUUCCCUCUCAAAAUGGGCAUCGUAGGACUGUGGUCGGGGUUUUUAAUUUGUGUUUCGCUACAGUCCUUGUUUUUUAUAGUUUUCCUGUGUAAAUUGAACUGGAUAAAAACCACUAAAGAGGCGCUUUUAAGAGCAGGAGUCCAAGUGACAGAGGGAAACGAGAUAUUCUGGACAGAAAACAAAGCCCUGGACUCUGCCGAUAAAAAUGGCCACGAAAAGACCAGUCGAUCUACUUCUUUCAGUUCAGUGAAGGGCAGGCUGGAAGUGCUGGAUGCAGGUCAGCAGACUUCCGAUGACGUGGCUCUGUCAGUCAGGCAGCUGGUGGUACGGCGUGGCCUCGCUGUGCUGCUCAUGUUCAUCAUCCUCGCUGCUGGAGUCUGCAUCAGCGAGCUGCUCAUCAGACUGCUCGAAUAAGAUGAGUGACCAUGAACUUGUGUGUGCAGCACGGAACCAAGCUCUGUGAGUCUGCCUUUGAGAGCGCAGAUGCAUCUUCAUGCUUAGCAGUAAAGCAUGUCACGCAUAAACAGACAUCAACAAUCAACAGCAAAAUUAAAUGUAGCUUCCAUUUUACCAUCUGAAGCAAUUUGUAAUGACGAACUUCCAAUCCAUACUCCCACUUUUACAAAACAUCUGACCCAUUUAUUAUGCACUAAUGACAUCGGCAUAACAAUGAUAGCUUACACAAGUUGUUGACUUCGUCAGAUCCAUUUAGAUUAUUCCUUGAUUUCCUGUGUACUUCAUACCGAAGAGGAUUUGUCUUUAAAAUAGAAUCUAUUCAUUGUAAUAUUUCUUGAUCAAAUCUAAAAUAAAUAGGUCAAACCA